Molecule: messenger RNA, 6753 nt
Organism: Pongo pygmaeus (Bornean orangutan)
Lineage: Eukaryota; Metazoa; Chordata; Mammalia; Primates; Hominidae
Gene: PRKAB2
Product: protein kinase AMP-activated non-catalytic subunit beta 2
Exons: 8
Coding region: 257-1060 (267 amino acids)
Biological process (GO): signal transduction
Cellular component (GO): nucleus; nucleotide-activated protein kinase complex; cytoplasm
Molecular function (GO): protein kinase binding
Source: RefSeq, a predicted model, not a curated record
UCGAGGCGGCGGCGGCGGCUAGAGAGGCCGGCGGGUCCCGGGCGCCGAGGCUGCAGGCCGCAGGGAACGCGCACUGGGCGGACUCCGCGCCGCCGGCUUUGUAGCCAUUUUAGGAGGAAUCGCUGAUCGCCAGCGAGGGGUGCGGCUUCAAUUUCAAUAACUUUAUUGGUGGCCUGAUCUGCAGAACAGCCAUCACAUCAGUGGCCCUUGGAGGAGGGAGCGCAUCGCCCGAGGUGGUCCCCGACGAGCUGCAGCCAUGGGAAACACCACCAGCGACCGGGUGUCCGGGGAGCGCCACGGCGCCAAGGCUGCACGCUCCGAGGGUGCAGGCGGCCAUGCCCCGGGGAAGGAGCACAAGAUCAUGGUGGGGAGUACGGACGACCCCAGUGUGUUCAGCCUCCCCGACUCCAAGCUCCCUGGGGACAAAGAGUUUGUAUCAUGGCAGCAGGAUUUGGAGGACUCCAUAAAGUCCACACAGCAGGCCCGGCCCACUGUUAUCCGCUGGUCUGAAGGAGGCAAGGAGGUCUUCAUCUCUGGGUCCUUCAACAAUUGGAGCACCAAGAUUCCACUGAUUAAGAGCCAUAAUGACUUUGUUGCCAUCCUGGACCUCCCUGAGGGAGAGCACCAAUACAAGUUCUUUGUGGAUGGACAGUGGGUUCAUGAUCCAUCAGAGCCUGUGGUUACCAGUCAGCUUGGCACAAUUAACAAUUUGAUCCAUGUCAAGAAAUCUGAUUUUGAGGUGUUCGAUGCUUUAAAGUUAGAUUCUAUGGAAAGUUCUGAGACAUCUUGUAGAGACCUUUCCAGUUCACCCCCAGGGCCUUAUGGUCAAGAAAUGUAUGUGUUUCGAUCUGAGGAAAGAUUCAAAUCCCCACCCAUCCUUCCUCCUCAUCUACUUCAAGUUAUUCUUAACAAAGACACUAAUAUUUCUUGUGACCCAGCCUUACUCCCUGAGCCCAACCAUGUUAUGCUGAACCAUCUCUAUGCAUUGUCCAUUAAGAUAAAGAAACUAAGGCUCAGAGAAGGUCAAAUUGCCAGUAAGUACCAGAGACAGGACUGCUGAGGUCCAGUCCUCCUAUGCUGACUUCAUAUUCUUUCCUAUAGUAUCAUUAUGCCAGGUCUUUCCAAGUAGGUUUUUCUCAGGUAUUCCUCAUUUCCACAAAACCUGUGGAAGUGUAAAAGUGAAAUUUUUACCUGCCUUGCUUCUGUCGUAUUUAGGCUUUGUGUCAACAUGACUCUGGAGUGUUAACCCGAGAAGCAUUCAUGGUGGAUAAUACAGUACGGGGGAAGGUAGAAGGAUACACUUGUUCUUAAUCGGAUUUGCUUGGGUUCUUUGGGAUCUGAUGGAUUUUGCCUCCUGUAACUGCUCCUUGGGUGUCAUUUAAUUUGCCUAGGCUUGCCAUCUCCUCCUGUGGUACAUCUGUAGUCCGCAACACAGCCUGGGAAAUGGUACCUCUUGCUCUCUCCUUACUGGUUCUGACCCAGGUGAAGGUGUUGAUUAUUGUGGCUUAGCUUGGUUCUGACCCAUUCCUGAUUCUCUCAGAUUGUUUAGGCGGUUUGGAAUUGAUCCAUUGGAUUGGGUGUCUUUCUGAAGAGGAUUUUGACGUCUACUUUGUUCAAGGAUAGAGAGGGAUUCCUAGGUUCCCUCUAAAUCAGAGAGAUCUUUUUGAAGUCAUCCCUGGUAUUAAAUGGAAAUUAGACCUGCUUUGGGACUUGGAAAUAGUUUUUCAGAAGGAUUGUUUUUUUUCCUCAUUGUCUUUAAGACUUUCUUCUAGAAAUGGAUGCCAGAAUAUUUUGUUCUUUUUUUUUUUUCCUUGCUAGUUUUAGACCCAACAUUAGAAUUUAAAGUAGGGAAGGGAGCAAGGUAGGAGACUAUUAUUUCUUCAGCACUUUUAUGUGUCAGAAACUGUGUCAGAUAUUCUCAUGUAAUCAUCAGAGCCACCUUAAUGGUAGGUGUUAUCUUUUGUAAUGAUGAGAUAAAAAGACUUGGACACACUAAGUAGAUUACCCAAGGCCACAAGUAGAAUGAUGAUAGGAGUCAGAAUUGGAACUAAAACUUAUCUGACCUCCUUCUCUUAUAUCAAGCUAUCUCUGUUAAAAGUGAGUGAUUGUGAAGGACUGAUGACUGGGAAGAGCUACCUACUGUCUGAACUAAUGAAGUAGCUGCAUAUGUUUCUUUUCCUUGCAGGACAGUGUGAUGGUCCUUAGCGCAACCCAUCGCUACAAGAAGAAGUAUGUUACUACUCUGCUAUACAAGCCCAUUUGAAGGGAUCCCUUCUUGCCUCUAAGGAUUCAGGAGAAGCAUCUCCCUUGCCUUUCUGGACUGAACCAGUCUUACCUGAGACUGGAAGGCUGAUUUGCUUUGAGGCUGAUAUGUGUGUUUCAGAGCCUCUGAGUAGGAUGCUCUGCUUUUGCAUUUGAUUGCAGAUGAGAGCUUUAUGAGUUCACGGAAUUUAUUUUAAGAAAAAAAUAUAUACAUAUGAGAAGAAGGUAAAUGGAAGCCUCCUAGCCCCAGCUAGAAGUAUUGUUUCUGCCUGUGGGUUUUCACCAAGACCUGUUUGGGGGCACUGCAGGAAUAACUAUAUAGGAAGAUUUUUUCCUAAAAUGAAAGAACAGCAAACUCUUAGGAUCCUUGUUGGGUGGAGAUUCUAUCACUGCUACCUUGGCUGUCCGAGGAAUGGGCUUGUGCUAGACCGCUGCCCUACUUACAGCUGCCUCAUUGCAAGGGCAGCUUUUCUUGCAUGGGUUCUCUAUAUUCCCAGAGUAUGUGGCACAAUCUGUGUUGUUUAUAUGAUACCAGAUGCCCCACAAGAACCCUUUUUCCUCUCAUUUCACAUUCUUCCUUUAAUAGCCUCCUUCAGAUCCCAUACCUGACCCCUCUCUAACACAAAACUCAUUGGGUAAGUGACUUUGAAAAGUUUUGUGGCACCUGACCUACCCCAGACACUACGGCUAUCAGAAGGUCUCCUUUUUAGCCCAGCACAGGCCCAGGCCACUUUGUCGUGUUUGUUUUAACUUCUAAAGAAAAUAUGUCUCAGCAUUAUAAGAAAGGCAGAAUGCAGAACAUCUACAUUUUUGUUUUAGUUUGGUGCCAAGGCUCAGGCUGUAUUGGCAAAUUCCCGAAAGUUUUCCCACUUUGCCUGGCCCUGCUUCUGUCUUUUCUUUGUCAGCAAACAGUUCUGAAGGCAGGAGUAGAACCUGGGAGUAUUUUCAUGUCUUUCAUCCUUGAAAGAUUUUUAUGUGCCUGCAUUUUUUUUUUUUAAUUAAAAAAUGCCUUUUCAUUGGUCUUAAGAGACUGCAUUGGAGAAUUUCAGGCUUUUGAUAAAUGCUUCUUCAAAAAGAUCUUCUUCUUUAGUCUAGCCUUCCACAUUCUUAGAUUAAUAUGGCCAACCCUGUACACAUCACUAUACUAAACACUGCUCUAGAUAAACUGCUCAAGUUCAUUUAACUCAUUUGAUGCACCUAAAGGGGUCCCUCAUUUUAAAGAUUUGUUAGGCCAAGAAGCAAGAAAGUAUUCCUAGUAUUCCCAACCAUGAAAAGUAUCGUUCUUUGCACCAAGUGUUAACAAAAUCAUUUUGUUCUCCUGCCUCUUCUUUUUAAAGGUGUUUGAUGAUUAAGUGGGGUCACUGAAUUCCAUUUGUGGACUGAAAAGUAUUCAAUCCACUUUUGGGGUUCAGAGAUAAAACAUUUUUUCCCAAGUAGCUGGGGCUCUUCCAUUUUACAGAUAAGUCAAAUAAUCAACACUAAAGGAGGCUAAACUAUUGAUGAAUGAGAGACUCCCUGACUGCUCAGAUGAGCCUAGCCACACUGAAAGGGCACCUACAGGUCAGUUUAGCUACCUCCUGUCUUUCCCAUGCAAAGCUGAUAACACAGUUGUCUUUGGACUUGUAGACCUCUUGGAUUCCAGGUGUGAUGGAGUAAAGUGUGGGAUUGUUGUUUUGCUGGGAUGCAAAUAACUAAAUGCUUUGGUGGUUAAUUGCUAAGAGUAAAUACUACUUUAGCUAUCCAAGGCCACCUUCUGCAGCAAAAGGCUUUUGUGGAGAACCUUUUAUGUUCCCAACCAGUUUUUGAAUGGUGUGCCAUUUAAAAAUCAAGGCCAGAUCCUAUUAUAACCAACUCUCAGGAUUUACAGUCUUCAGUUGUACUAGAAUUUUGUUUUUAUCCAACACCCAUUAAAUAAGUGGGCCACUUAGGAAGAUUCAAAAUCUUGGUUAUUACAUGAAGUUUGUUAUAUUCAUAUUUCUUGUCAACAGUAUUGAAAUGUAAUAUCUAUGUGUUCAUGUAUGAAAAUUUUUACUCCACACAGGUGUUUCAGUAGAGUGGGGCAGGAAAAGAGAUCUCUUCAGUUUCUCUCAGGCCUGAGGCUUUUGUGAAAUGUGUCAGCCCCCAGUGACAGUAGGUUUUGAUGCUAGUGAUCUUCAGAUCUUUCUCUCUGGAAAAGUGCAGAGAGUGUCAGUUUCCCAAAUUCUGAGGCAACUCUCAGCCCAGAUGUGAAAUGGGAGCCUACCAGCUGGUAUAGAAGGGAAUGGGUAGGAAGCACUGGGUGCUGACUCAUUCAGCACUGUCCCUUUUCUAUACUGCUGAUACAUCCCAUGGUUCUGAGAAGCCUUAUCUCAGUCUAUUUGGAAGAGAGGGAGGAAGGGAAGGAAGUAACCCAAAGUACUACUCAUUUAUCCUUGUAUAUUGAUUAGUUAAAGGGAUAAUUAAUUUUAUGCUGAGGAGAGUUUGACAGAUUUUGAAAAUGAGUAAAGGCAAAAAAAAUUUUUUAGCCUUUAUUUUGCCUUUGGGAAUUUUACAGAGUCAAAGUAGGCAGAAUAAGAAAAUAGCUCUUCAGGAGGGCUGACCCUUAAAGAACUUCAACAUAGUUUUGGAAUUGUGGGGAAGAGAAGAGUGACUGAGCUGAGAAAUAAUAAUAGGAGAAUAAAGGCUUGAGUAACUUAGAACUGAAAAUGUUCUCUUUUAAAAAGAAAUUAAAUCAGAUACCACAUGGUGGUGUCCUUGGAUCUCACUGUACAGAAUUAGCAGUGUAUAACCAUCUUCCCUUUGCACCUUGUUCCAAUUCUCUCCUCUUUCCUUUCCAUUCUGCUUUGAGCUCAUGUGUCAGGCAGACUUUACCAGAGUGUCAGACAUUACCUAAAACACAUACGUUAGCCAUGCUGCUGGUAUGGAGAAAUUCCACACCAUGAUUAUUAGCCUCCUUUAAGCUGAAUGGGAUUUAACCAUUCUAGGCAACACCCCUGAAGGGCAUACCUAACCUCAAUAGUGUUGCCUUUUUAAACGUAUGUUUGUAUGGUAGAGAAACUUUGUAAAAGGAGAAACUUUGUGAAAGAAGAAUCCAAGAGAAGUUUGUGAGGAUCCUACAAACCCAGGCCCACUCACUUUGCUCCAAUUCUUUCUAGUAUCUUGUAGAUCUAAUGGGUCUGGGAUAAAAACUUUGAAAAGUGUCAGUAUUCCAUGUAUGCUGCUGAAAUGAAGUUAAGUUUGGAAAGAAGUGAUACCUCUAGACUGGGUUUAUAUUAAUCUGGGAUAUAAAUGAAGAAGACAUACUAAUAGAACUCCCUGCUUUUAAUUGGGGAAAUAGGGCUUUAAUAAUUUUGACCUCAACUAAAAAUGAUAUGCAAUAGUCUAUGUUUGUGUGUGUUUGAAAUAUAUUCUGUUCUCAGAGAUUUCUACAUUCUCACGUUCUAGUGAUUUGGGGCAUGGGCUUAAUAGCAGAUGUACAGUGUAUUCCUGCAUUAUUCUGAUUCACCCUUAAAGCCCAGUUCUUGCUGUCUUCUACCAGGGGCUGCUGACUCCAAUUACCCAUGGAAUGCAGGACCUGGGAGGGGUAGCAAUUAGGGUCUUUCAAAACUCUUUGGAUCUAAGCAUUUGUCUCUCCUUAAGUGCCAGUCACAAUUGGAUAUGGAAGGACUGUGAUUUCUGCAAUGAACCCAAACUUUUAGAGUAAAAAGCCAAAUUUAAAUUAUAAGAAAGAAGGGAAAAAAGAGAAAAACUCAAGUCUAUUACUUGUAGAGUCCAAUUCUUAGCAAUGGAAUCCCUCUAGGAUUCUAGUUUGGGCUUUGUCUGGAUUUGCUUUUCUCAAUUGUGCUUUGAAGUGAAUAAGCUUUGUUACAAAUUAAUUUUUUAUUAGUUCCAAUAUUAGUUGGAGUUAACUUGAAUUGAUUGUAUGUAGCACAGCACUUUUGCAGUAAGAUUGGUGUGAAAUACUAAACACUAUGGAUUUUGUAGGUGUUAGGUUAAAUGGUCAAGGGAUACCUACAUUAAGUAAUAUAUUAGAUAUUGAUGAUCUUACUUCUUUUCUGUUCCCCUCUACAAAACACUUACCUAACCCAGCUUGUGGUUUUAGGACAGCCAAAGCUCACUGUUGUUGGUUACUCCUAAUCACUACAUGGGUCUCAUAUAUGAGACUUGUUUGAAUUUUGGUAAAUUGGAGCAUGUUGGUUGGUAUUACACGGCAGCAUUUCGAAUGAGUGCAGCUCUGUGUCUGUCAGAAAGGAGAGAUAAGACUACUUUGAAGGGAAUUAAAUAUGUGAGUCCUCUUUUUAAUGGUGCUUUUUGUAACCUUUAAUGCUGAGGUACAGAGCUGCUUUUCAGUAUUUCAUAAAGGAGUGGCAGACAAGAGUGGAUUUUAAAGCUGUUCUUCAAACGUAAUUUGUCACUGGACUCUGACACACCUGGAAAUUAUAUGAUGUGAUACAUACAGAAAUGUGGGUUUUUUCCAUAAAACUGUUUAAUAAAAGUAUUAUACAGCAAUAA